CCAAGCGGCGGCGGCGGCCCGGUUAGGACCCGCCUCGCCUCCUGCGAGCCUUGCGCGCCAGCCAGCGGGGCUCGCUCCGCCUCCGGGGGGCGGCCCUCUGCGCCUGCCUGGCUUCCUGCAGGAGGGCGGACGCGCGGCUCAGCCCCGGGAAGCAGCAGCAGCAGCAGCGGCGGCCGCGAAGGGGCCGGGCGGCCGGUGCCGCUGCCCGAUCUCCGGCACACGAAGGGACCCCCGCCCCGGGCAGGCGGGGCGCAGGACGCGCGGCCCCACGCUGGCCGCCUCGCCGCUCAGGAUGGCCCGGAAGGUGCCCCGGGCGGAGGUGUGCGCCGACUGCAGCGCCCCAGACCCCGGCUGGGCAUCCAUCAACCGUGGAGUGCUGGUCUGUGACGAAUGCUGCAGCGUCCACCGCAGCCUGGGGCGCCACAUAUCCAUUGUCAAGCACCUCCGGCACAGCCCCUGGUCUGCUACGCUUUUGCAGAUGGUGCACACGCUUGCCAGCAAUGGUGCCAAUUCCAUAUGGGAACACUCACUCCUUGAUCCGGCGCAAGUCCAGAGUGGGAGGCGCAAGGCGAACCCCCAAGACAAAGUUCACCCAACCAAGUCCGAGUUCAUCCGUGCCAAAUACCAGAUGCUGGCCUUUGUCCACAAACUCCCGUGCCGGGAUGACGACGGAGUGACUGCCAAGGAUCUCAGCAAGCAGUUGCAUUCGAGUGUCCGGACAGGAAACCUGGAGACCUGUUUGCGCCUGCUUUCGCUGGGGGCUCAAGCCAACUUCUUCCACCCGGAGAAAGGGACCACUCCUCUGCACGUGGCAGCCAAAGCUGGGCAAAUCCUUCAGGCUGAGUUGCUGGUGGUCUAUGGAGCCGACCCCGGGGCCCCUGAUGUGAACGGCCGCACCCCCAUCGACUACGCCAGGCAAGCGUCCCAGCAUGAGCUGGCAGAGAGGCUGGUGGAAUGUCAGUAUGAACUGACAGACAGGCUGGCCUUCUAUCUCUGCGGGCGCAAGCCAGAUCACAAGAAUGGGCAUUACAUCAUUCCGCAGAUGGCAGACAGAGUGCGUCCAAAGUGCAUGUCCCAAAGUCUGGACCUCUCCGAAUUGGCAAAGGCAGCCAAGAAGAAGCUGCAAGCGCUUAGCAACCGUCUCUUUGAAGAACUGGCCAUGGACGUCUACGACGAGGUGGACCGUCGGGAAAACGAUGCAGUCUGGCUCACCACGCAAAACCACAGCACCCUGGUGACGGAGCGCAGUGCCGUGCCUUUCCUGCCGGUGAACCCCGAAUACUCUGCCACACGCAAUCAGGGCCGGCAGAAACUUGCCCGUUUCAAUGCCCGGGAAUUUGCCACUCUGAUCAUCGAUAUCCUGAGUGAGGCAAAACGCCGGCAGCAGGGCAAAGCCUUGGUGAGCCCCACAGAGACUCUAGACUCCGCUCUGCACGGCCCCAGUGACGUCGACGACCAACACGAUUACGACAGCGUUGCCUCAGACGAAGACCCCGACCAGGAGCCCCUGCGAGGUGGCAACGCCGCUCGCAACAACCGGGCCCGGAGCAUGGACUCUUCCGACCUCUCCGAUGGGCCCAUCACACUGCAGGAGUACCUGGAGGUGAAGAAGGCCUUGGCUGCGUCCGAAGCCAAAGUCCAGCAGCUCAUGAAAGUGAACAACAGCCUGAGCGAUGAACUGCGGCGGUUGCAGAGAGAGAUUCACAAGCUGCAGUCGGAGAACAUGCAGAUCCGUCAGCAGGCAGGACAGGCCCACCCGGUGGCACCCCCGCAGAGUGAGCGCCCAGAGCACAGCCAUGUCGCUUCGCCUGUCACGGGAGCCCAUCGUCGUGACCGCCAUGCAUUCUCCAUGUACGAGCCGGGCACUGGGGCACUGAAGCCCUUUGGGCAGCAGCCAGUGGACGACUUGGUGACCCGCCUGCAGCCGUUCCACCCUGGGGAAGUGGACGACGAGGCCAUGUAUUCCGUGCACAAUCCGGCCGGGAUUUACCGGGUCCGGAAGGGGGGCUCUGUCUCGUCAAUGCCUUUUCCUCCCUCCUCUCCGCUUCUGUCGUGCCAACCGGACAGCGGACGUCACAUGCCUGGGAAACUGGACCGCCACGGCAGCGGUACGGACAGUGACUACGACAACACACAGGGAGGGGAUCUACCACUCAGCAUGGACGGGAAGCGCUUCUUAGACCUGGGCAAGGAUGACGAACUGCACCCGGAACCGGAGCCCCUGGAAGGGGACUUGGAUCCGGGGCUGCCCAGCACGGAGGACGUCAUCCUCAAGACAGAGCAGGUCACCAAGAACAUCCAGGAGCUGCUCCGAGCUGCUCAGGAGUUCAAGCAUGACAGCAGCUUCGUCCCCUGUUCGGAGAAAAUCCACACGGCCGUCACGGAGAUGGCGUCGCUUUUCCCCAAGAAGCCUGCCCUGGAGACGGUGCGCAGCUCCUUGCGCCUCCUCAACGCCAGCGCGUACCGGCUGCAGAGCGAGUGCCGCAAGACCGUGCCCCCCGAGCCCGGGGCCCCUGUGGACUACCAGCUCUUGACGCAGCAGGUCAUCCAAUGUGCCUACGACAUUGCCAAGGCAGCCAAGCAGUUGGUCACCAUCACCACCCGCGAGAAGAAGCAGUGAAGGGGGGGGGGGCACAACUUCUCUUCCCGGACCCUGCGGCCGCCUGCGUCGUUUGCCAACCCAGCCUGGGUAAAAGGUUGGCACCCUUGCACCCCGGGACUGUAAAUAACUGGGGACUGGAUUGGGCCCCCAGGGAGGACAGAGGAAAGGGGGGGUCAGUAGCCCUGUGCAGAGAGGAAGCUGCCCUGUAAAUACUCCACCCACCCCCACCCUUAGUGGAGCCCCCUGGGGGAACUGAAACCUACCCCCCCGCCUGCUCCUUUCCCCCCCGUCGCCCUGAUGUAUAGUGCGUAGAACCAUACGUAUGUGUCUUCCUCCUCUCCCCCAUCCUGUGCAUAGGCACACAUAUUUUAUACCUAUAAAAUAUGUGAGUGUGUAUAUAGAACUCUCGCUAUAGAAACACCAAACUGUAUUUAUCUCAUGGACCCCCCCCCCCCCCAAAAAAAAAAUAGUGUUAACACUGGAAUAGCAACGCCUGGGUGCUGCAGCUCUCAGCUAAGCCUCCCCUUUCCUUCUCCCCCCACCCCACCCCAUUCCUUUUCUUCCCUUCUUUGCUCUGGGACUGGCUGCCCUCGGAAGCCCGGGGCAAGGGAGGGGCCUGCUUUCAGCAUGGGCACGCACCCCGGCUGGCACUACUGGCACCCUCCUAAAACUCCUUGGGGGAUGGGAGACACCCACUGCUAAAUGAGGGGGGCAGGGUGGGGGGCAUUCUCUGCCUGGCCUAGGGGAGGGGUGGCCGCUGCAGUGGCGGCAGCAGCUGGGCGGCUGUGCUGGAAUCUUGUUUGUCCUGUACAUUUGUACCAAAUAAAAGAUGUGAACAUGGA
Heteronotia binoei (common prickly gecko) is the source of this 3444-nucleotide messenger RNA. It is a transcript of the gene GIT1, whose product is annotated as GIT ArfGAP 1. Gene Ontology annotation, molecular function: GTPase activator activity; protein binding. The record is from RefSeq and is a predicted model, not a curated record. The transcript is spliced from 22 exons. Bases 293 to 2620 code for a protein of 775 amino acids. Lineage: Eukaryota; Metazoa; Chordata; Lepidosauria; Squamata; Gekkonidae. Gene Ontology annotation, biological process: regulation of ARF protein signal transduction; brain development.